GCCCGACGGCCAGGGAAAGAGAAAAAAAAAGAAAGAAAAAGAGGGCUAAACCCUAAACCAUCCCGUCCUCCGCCUGGCCGCCUCUUCCGGUCCGGUGAUGCCGUCGCCGUCACCGCCUCCGGCGCCGCCGGUGCUGCCGAUAUCGGAGCACGAGGACGAGAUUGUCGCCGCGGUGGACGCGAACCCGGUGGUUGUGGUCAUCGGAGAGACCGGCUCUGGCAAGAGCACCCAGCUCUCUCAGAUCCUCCACCGCCGCGGAUACACCCGCCGGGGUGCCAUCGCCGUCACCCAACCCCGCCGCGUCGCCGCCGUCUCCGUUUCCAGAAGAGUAGCUCAGGAGCUUGGUGUCCCACUCGGGGAUGAAGUUGGUUAUGCAAUUCGAUUUGAGGAUAGAACUUCAGAGAGAACAUGCAUAAAAUACCUCACGGAUGGCGUUCUUCUUCGCGAAAGCCUUUCAAAUCCUGAAUUGAAGCAAUACUCAGUGAUCAUACUGGAUGAAGCUCAUGAGCGUAGUUUGAACACUGAUAUCCUUUUAGGUUUGAUGAAAAGAUUGAUCACAGAAAGAGCUUCAGAUUUAAAAGUUCUGAUCACCUCUGCGACUCUUGAUGGUUUAAAAGUUUCAAAGUUCUUCUCAGGAUGCCCUGUGUUAAACAUUCCUGGAACUCUAUUCCCUGUGGAGAAAUUUUAUAGCACUGAGCGCCCAACAAAUUAUAUAGAAUCUUCACUUAGAACAGCCAUAGAUAUCCAUGCCAAGGAACCCCCAGGGGAUGUCUUAAUAUUUAUGACAGGAAAGGAUGAUAUUGACAAGAUGGUCUCAAAAUUGGAGGAGAGAAUUCAAAAUCUUGAGGAAGGCUCCUGUAUGGAUGCUCUUGUCCUUCCUCUCCAUGGUUCUUUGCCACCUGAACUGCAGGUUAGGGUAUUUGCUCCAGCACCUCCAAACUGUCGACGCUUCAUUGUUGCAACAAAUGUUGCUGAAACUUCUCUGACUGUAGAUCGUGUCGUAUUUGUGAUUGAUUGUGGUUAUGUAAAGCAACGCCAGUAUAAUCCAUCAAGUGGAAUGUAUUCACUUGAUGUAGUUCAGAUCAGCAGAGUGCAGGCUGAUCAGCGAGCAGGGCGAGCUGGAAGAACUCGGCCCGGCAAGUGUUAUAGGCUAUAUCCAAUGUCUGUAUAUGAAAAGGAGUUUCUUGAGGCUACAGUUCCUGAAAUUCAACGCUCUUCUCUUGCUGGAAGUGUUCUGUAUCUGAAAUCGUUAAAUCUUCCGGACAUCAACAUCUUGAAGUUUGAUUUUCUAGAUCCACCGUCACGUGAGUCCUUAGAAGAUGCUUUGAGGCAAUUAUACCUCAUUGAUGCAAUUGAUGAAAAUGGGCAAAUAACAGAAGUUGGACGCAUUAUGGCAGAACUCCCACUGGAGCCUUCUCUUUCAAGGACUUUGAUUGAAGCGAAUGAAUUGGGAUGUUUGUCUCAGGCAUUAUCUGUUGCUGCGAUUUUGUCAGCAGAAAUCACAUUGCGAUCAACUAGAAGCAAGGAUGUGGGGGGAAAGAGGAAAAAACAAGAGCUUCCUGAUGGUUCUGGCUGGGGUGACCAUAUACAAUUGCUUCAGAUAUUCGAAAGUUGGGACCAAUCAGGAUAUGAUCCAAAAUGGUGCUCUGAUCAUGAUUUGCAGGUGCGGGGUAUGAAAUUGAGCAAAGAUGUGAGGAACCAACUAUGUCAGAUUAUUCAAAAAAUUGCAAAAGGUCCAACUGAUGUUCAUGCAAGGAAAAGCCGGAAGAAUGACCCUGACUAUAGAAAGUUGAGGAGAGCUCUCUGUGUAGGAUAUGGUAACCAGCUAGCUGAGAGGAUGCUGCAUCACAAUGGGUACCAUACUGUUGGCUAUAGGGCCCAACUUGUGCAGGUGCAUCCAUCUUCUGUACUGGAAGGUGACGAAUACGGGAAGUUUCCGAUGUAUGUUGUUUAUCAUGAGCUGAUAAGUACAACUCGUCCAUACAUGAGAAACAUUUGUGCUGUGGACCAGGCCUGGGUUGAGCCUAUAUUGAAGAAGCUUCAGAAAUUAGAUGUAAACCAAAUAAGUGGUGGUUCAAGUGAACCGAAAGAUUCUGAACCUCAAGAUAAACAUGUAAACGUGCCAAAGAAAGCUGUUGAUGUUCAACAAUCUGAGGUGGACAGUAAAAUCCAGGCAGCUCGGCAGCGCUACCUUGCACGAAAAGGCAAGAAAUGACACGUUUUCCUGAUAACUCGAGGCUGCCUUGAAGCUUCUCCGGAAGAUCAUUUUUCCAGUGACAAGUGGGGGUGGGUGGGUGU
Molecule: messenger RNA, 2298 nt
Organism: Panicum virgatum (switchgrass)
Lineage: Eukaryota; Viridiplantae; Streptophyta; Magnoliopsida; Poales; Poaceae
Product: probable pre-mRNA-splicing factor ATP-dependent RNA helicase DEAH4
Exons: 16
Coding region: 98-2215 (705 amino acids)
Cellular component (GO): intracellular anatomical structure
Molecular function (GO): ATP hydrolysis activity; RNA binding
Source: RefSeq, a predicted model, not a curated record